Molecule: messenger RNA, 2573 nt
Organism: Marasmius oreades (fairy-ring Marasmius)
Lineage: Eukaryota; Fungi; Basidiomycota; Agaricomycetes; Agaricales; Marasmiaceae
Exons: 14
Coding region: 64-2493 (809 amino acids)
Biological process (GO): regulation of DNA-templated transcription; DNA-templated transcription
Molecular function (GO): DNA-binding transcription factor activity, RNA polymerase II-specific; zinc ion binding; DNA binding
Source: RefSeq, a predicted model, not a curated record
GUCGAAUAUUAAUAUUUCAUCAGACCCACACCAUCCUUACCACCACCUUCAAUACCACACACAAUGUCCUUGAGGCGGAAUGGAAAUGCUGAAGCUGGGCCAUCCAAGAAGCGGCGGCUUCCAGGUGCCUGUGAUCUGUGUAAGAAAAGGAAAAUUCGAUGCGAUGGCAGUGAGAGGCCCAACGGUCACUGCACAAAUUGCACGAACAGUGGGGUAGAGUGCACGCAUGUAGAGCUCACAAAGAACCUAGGAUCUGCGAAAGGGUCAGAAUGUUGUUUUUCGGAAGGUGCUUUUUGGUUUGACGCAUUUAACAGAUAUGUUGAAGGGUUGGAGUACCGACUUGAGAAGAUGGAAAUGUUGUUGAAUAAGUUGUUGCCAGGGGUUGAUACCAAUAACGAGCUGGACACUGAAGCCACUGAAGCACCACACCUCGAAGAAGAAUCGAUACCACGAAAUGACCUCGAUGAAACUGUUUACAAACUCGAAAAACUCGAUUUAGAAACACCUUACUCUCGGUAUUACGGGAAAGCAAGUGGUUUGUAUCUUGUGGAGACAGCUUUGCAACACAAGGAGCAUCAUACCGGAAAGGAGGUCCCCAAAGUCCCAAUGAAAACAGCGUUCUUAGAAGAGUUUUGGGAACCUCCCCCAACCCAUGCCUAUGCGGUAUCUACACCCGAGUACGAUUUCCCCGAAGAGGACUUGAUGAACGACCUCAUUGAUUUGUACUUUGUGAAGUACAAUUGCUUCGUCCCACUCCUCCAUCGGCCUACCUUUGAACGCUCUGUCAAGGAAGGACAACAUCUUCAUGACCAUUCGUUUGGUGGUAUCUUAUUAUUGGUGUGCGCCUUGGCAGCGAGGUACUCCGAUGAUCCAAGAGUGUUUUUGGAGGGGCCAGAAUGUGCAAACUCUGCUGGUUGGCAAUGGAUUAGGCAAGUGCCUGUUGUCAAGGUACCGUACGGAAAGCCUUCACUGUAUGACUUGCAAGCUUAUGCGCUUGCUGUGCCAUACUUGCAAAACUGUACAUUAUUCGUUCAAGCGUGGACUAUGGUCGGCUUUGGAUUACGACUCGCGCAAGACGUGGGUGCGCAUAGUCAGCGAGGAAGUCGUCCACCAAACGCUCAAGAUGAGUUGUGGAAACGUGCUUUCUUCGCCCUCCUUUUCUAUGAACGUGCUCUCGGAAACUUUUUCGGCCGACAACCGAAUCUCCAUGAAGAUGAGUACAACGUCGAUCUCCCGUUACCCGUUGACGACGAGUUUUGGGACUGCACUGACCCGAAGAUGAACUUCAAACAGCCACCUGGCAAGCCUUCCUCUAUAGCAUUCUUUGGGUAUCUAAUUAAGCUCAGCGACAUAAUGAGUUACGCUCAACGCAUGGUGUAUUCUCUUCGUAAGCCAAAUAUUAUAACGGGCAAACCCAACAUCCAAUCGGAACAUCAAAUCAUAAGUGAUUUGGACUCGGCUCUGAAUAGCUGGCUCGAUUCAGUUCCAGAACAUCUUAAAUGGGAUCCGAGCCGUCCGAAAGAUCUUUUCUUCGAACAGUCAGCCUCUUUGUGGAUCUUAUUCUACAAAGUUCAGAUAAUGAUCCACAAACCUUUCAUACCGACACCCAAACGCCCUUCAUCAUUAUCAUUCCCUUCCUUGACGAUAUGCACCACCGCUGCUCGUGCAUGCAGUCAUAUCGCAAGGGUCCUUCACGCAAAUAACAUAACACUUCAACUGAGACACGUGGCUACAGCGAUGUUUUCAGCCGCGGUUGUUAUCCUCCUGAAUACUUGGACGGGUAAGCGGUCUGGGACGACAGGUAACAUGGAUAGGGACCAAGCAGACCUUCAGUCCAUCAUGGAUCAUAUGAAGCAGUAUCACCAGAGGUGGCCUCUGACAGCGGCAUUUGGUGAUAUCAUUAUGGAUUUGGCGAAAGUAAGCCAUGUACCAAUACAGGGACACAAGAGGAGGCGGUCUGCGGAAAAUCUGAAGGAAGAGGCACAGAAGACGGUGAAGUCCUCACCUAAAGAGAGAACGUUAGCUGGAUCCCGUCGAGCGUCGUCAAAACUGCUACAAAACCGCUAUUCUUCGUCUCCGGAGAUGUCUUCAGCCACAACGUCUUCUGGAGGAUCAUCUAGAUUCCCUUCGGUAUCGUCAUUCAAUUUUAGCCCGGAGCUUCCGGGUCUUAUUGGGGACUUUUCAACGCCGUCGACCUCGUCACCGGCGAGCUCUCCCCCCUAUCUUCCUGGCAAUGGUGUGGACGGGUUACCGGAUACGAGUGCGAGCGGUUACAGUGCACCUUCGUACUCACAGCAACUUGAUAUCGAUACGUUAUUUGCGUCGUUGCCUCCUAUGAACGACCCUGCGAUGUCGGUUUGGUCAUCAACGCAGUUCGGUAUUGAGAUGCAAGAUUGGGCGCCGUACUUUACUAAUUUUGACCAGGUGGACCAAACGACACCUGGAUAUCAGAAUCAGACAGAAUAUGAUGCUUCGGCUUUACGGUUUUGGUAAUUGAAUAGCAUCUGUGAAUAAUGUGUUGUUUUAUUUCGUGUACCUUUAAAUGUCGAUUCAGUGUAGUUGCAGCAACGGAG